Messenger RNA from Magnolia sinica, 2548 nucleotides. RefSeq names its product endoglucanase 6-like. The record is from RefSeq and is a predicted model, not a curated record. Bases 238 to 2109 code for a protein of 623 amino acids. Gene Ontology annotation, biological process: carbohydrate metabolic process. Gene Ontology annotation, molecular function: carbohydrate binding; hydrolase activity, hydrolyzing O-glycosyl compounds. The transcript is spliced from 9 exons. Lineage: Eukaryota; Viridiplantae; Streptophyta; Magnoliopsida; Magnoliales; Magnoliaceae.
UCCUUCCAACCUCUUUCUCUCUCUGGUCUGUUUUUCAGAACCCACAUUGUCAUUUUCAUCCUCCUCAGAUCCUCUGCUGUAUCUGGAGGCUCUUUGCAGAGGAUCAAUGGCCUUUUCAUCUGAGUUCUAGAGCCUUUUUUUUUCCCAUUUGAACCUUUUUCUGCAGCAGAAGUUAUCUGGGUUUCCUUCCAUCUUCUCUGUCUUGAGUGUUUUGUUGGGUUCUUGUUGGAUCCUUCAAUGGCUUCUUUUUUGCUGAUGCUACUGCAUUCUCUGCUGCUUUUGCUGCCAUUGGCUUCUGCUGGCCAUGACUAUGGCCAAGCUCUGAGCAAGAGCAUUCUCUUCUUUGAAGCUCAGAGAUCUGGAUUUCUCCCCCGCAAUCAAAGAGUCACUUGGAGAGCUGAUUCUGGCCUGUAUGAUGGGAAGGCUAGUGGGGUUAAUCUUAUAGGAGGAUACUAUGAUGCAGGGGACAAUGUGAAAUUUGGGCUGCCCAUGGCAUUCACCGUAACCAUGAUGUCAUGGAGCAUUGUGGAAUAUGGGAAGCAGAUGGCUGCCAGUGGGGAGCUGGGCCAUGCCAUGGAUGCUGUGAAAUGGGGCACAGAUUAUCUCAUCAAAGCUCAUCCAGAGCCUAAUGUCUUGUAUGGAGAGGUGGGUGAUGGAACUAACGAUCAUAACUGCUGGCAACGGCCCGAAGACAUGACGACAGACCGUCGAGCUUACCGCGUCGAUGCCAGCAAUCCCGGGUCCGAUCUCGCCGGAGAAACUGCAGCGGCAAUGGCUGCCGCUUCGCUCGUCUUCCGGCAGUCGAAUCCGGCUUAUGCUAACGAGCUGCUCACCCACGCCAAGCAGCUUUUCGAAUUUGCAGACAAGUACCGUGGGAAAUAUGAUCGUAGCAUUUCAGUAGCGCAGAAAUACUACGCAUCCUAUAGUGGAUACGCUGAUGAAUUGUUGUGGGCCGCCACAUGGCUUUAUCAGGCAACCAAUGAUGAGUAUUAUUUGAACUAUCUUGCCAACAAUGGCGAUUCAUUGGGUGGGACAGGUUGGGCCAUGACAGAGUUCGGUUGGGAUGUUAAAUACGCUGGGGCCCAAGUUCUCGUCUCCAAGUUUCUAAUGCAAGGGAAGGGGGCUCAGUACUCAUCAGUCUUCCAAAGAUAUGAGCAAAAGGCAGAGUUCUUCAUGUGUUCAUGCCUCGGAAAAGGCAGCCGGAAUGUGCAGAGAACGCCUGGAGGACUACUCUACCGCCAGAGGUGGAACAACUUGCAGUUUGUAACAAGCGCUUCCUUCUUACUGUCUGUCUAUUCCGACUAUCUCUCAUCUGCUGGUAAAAGUAUAAGCUGCCCUGCUGGAACUGUUGCACCCUCUGAGCUCCUGGCAUUCGCCAAAUCUCAGGCAGACUACAUACUCGGAGACAACCCGAGAGCUACAAGCUACAUGGUGGGAUAUGGAAGCAAUUUCCCCCGACAAGUUCAUCAUCGCGGUUCUUCCAUUGUUUCCAUCAAGGUCGAUCCUUCGUUCGUGAGUUGCAGAGAAGGUUACAACACUUGGUAUUCUAGGAAGGCCAGCGAUCCAAAUCUUCUUGUGGGUGCAAUCGUUGGUGGACCUGAUGCCUACGACAACUUCGCCGAUGAGAGGGACAAUUAUGAACAGACAGAACCUGCAACUUACAACAACGCACCACUUCUUGGUGUAUUGGCUCGUCUUAAUGGUGGAAAUAGCGGACUUAACCAACUCCUUCCAGUGGCUGUUCCAAGCCCUAGACCAGUGAGCCAUCGAUCAAAUCCCACGAAUCAACCCAAACCAUCUCCUACUCCAGAUCAAUCUUACUCUCCGGUCGUUAUCGAGCAAAAGAUGACAUCAUCAUGGAAUGCCAAGGGAAGAACUUACUAUAGAUAUUCCACAGUGGUCACGAACAAAUCUGCAAAAACAGUCAGGGACAUCAAGCUCUCGAUCGGAAAGCUAUACGGCCCACUGUGGGGCCUUUCAAGGUCAGGCGGUGCCUACAUGUUCCCAGCAUGGCUAGACUCUCUGUCUGCCGGAAAGAGCCUAGAGUUUGUCUACAUUCAUGCCGCUCCUCCAGCUGACAUUAGAGUAUCCAGCUACACUGUUGCUUGAAGAAGAGAAGAUUGCUCAAAUAGGGCCAUCGCAAUGUAAGAGAUGUGCAGAUAUACAGUACAUGAUUUUCUUUUUUCGCUUUUCGCUGAGUGGGUUUGAUUAUAAUUUUAGUUUGGGUGGGUUUUGAUUUUAAUAAAAUUAGAGAACUGGGGAGAAAGGAGUGAAGAGACAACAGGAGUGCUCAUCCUCUUUCACAUCCCUCAUUCAUUACUUUUCUUUCUUUUCUAAUAGAGAGAGAGAGAGAGAGAGAGAUUGGAAGUUGGGAGGGCGAAUUAAGGGGCCUCCCCCAACUGAUUUUGCAAGUUUUGUAUUGAUAUUUGUAAGGUUGUUGCAUUUUUCUAUUCCCCCCUUUGCUCUCUUACAAGUAUACAUUGUGUAAUGGAACUACAUGUACUUUCUUUCAAGGAAAAUUGGGAUGGAAUCUCUCUUCUUAUACAAA